UUCGUUCAACUCCAUAUUUACGGAAGUGAGGUGAAACAAUCGCUUUUCAUUUCCUUUACUGUUCACCUGUGCAUUAUUGACCUUUUGAAAACCACUUAAUUGCGGCUUAAACGACGGUGACAGGCAUGUGGGACCACGAGAUCCGAGCCAUGGUGAGCGCCCAUGCCAUCACUGCCUCCUCGGUGCUUGUGGCUACUGUUGCGCUUGCCAUUCUCGUCCCGGGCUUCUCUUUGUACGGCACCCACCUGCUGUGGAUCUACUCUGUGUCUGGUGCCGUUGCCGCGGUCACCGUCGCCAUCUUCUGGCUGCUGGGCAUCUCGCUCCCGACUAGGAAGCACACGCUGGGAUACAAGCUGUCCAGGCUGAUUCGAUCCUGUUUGUACUUCUUCCUGUCCUGCUUGUUCUUCCACACCUUGCUGGUCCUCUAUGGAGCGCCACUAAUUGAUUCUGCUUUGGAGACCUUCUCCCUGGCUGUGCUGCUGUCUUCUCUCACCACGCUCCGCUGUCUCUGCAUGCUCGGCCCGAACGUCCAGGCUUGGAUCCGGGUUUUCAGUCGACAUGGGGCAAUGUCUGUUUGGGACACUUGCCUCCAGAUCACAGUAGCCUUGACAGGGUUGGGAACCUGGUUUGGAGCCUUUGCGAUGCCACUGGACUGGAAUAGACCAUGGCAGGUUUGGCCUAUCUCCUGCAGCCUCGGCGCCAUGUCAGGCUUCCUCUCAGGUCUGGUGGUCGCGCCCACUUACAUCCAUUUCCAUCGCAAGCAGCUCACCUAUAAGUGUAAAUGAUGGCGCAGCUUCAGUUUUCAUGUGCAGUUGCUGCACUCCUUUCACUUUGUCCUGUUAUUUAUUGGGGUUCCCUACAUGUGGACAAUGCAAGAAUUAUAUUUGAGUCAUCUUGUUAUUUUGUACAGUCGCUUUUACAUGAAUAAAACGCGUUGCUUUACUUGUUGUACCUGAUGAAUGUGGUUGGGGGCGCUGUUUUACCAUAUUUUAUUUUACAUACAAAAAACACUAGAGGGAGCCCACACACCAAUAAAUAUUGUAUUUUUUCAUUACACGAAUGAAAUUAGUUAUGUAUGUUGGAAAAUCUACUGUAUGUAGGCUGCUUAGUAACACUUGAACUGGCCUUUCAUUUUAAAACCCAUGACGGCUACAGACUUCCAAUCCAAAUGUCUCAAAACCAAUCACUCCAC
Messenger RNA from Corythoichthys intestinalis (scribbled pipefish), 1192 nucleotides. It is a transcript of the gene pigf, whose product is annotated as phosphatidylinositol glycan anchor biosynthesis, class F. Gene Ontology annotation, biological process: GPI anchor biosynthetic process. Lineage: Eukaryota; Metazoa; Chordata; Actinopteri; Syngnathiformes; Syngnathidae. The record is from RefSeq and is a predicted model, not a curated record. The transcript has 5 exons. Bases 126 to 785 code for a protein of 219 amino acids. Gene Ontology annotation, cellular component: endoplasmic reticulum membrane.